CUAGGACUAAAUGUUUUACAGAAACCUUCUUUACCUGAAGUUCUGAUUCUAAGGAAAAAGAGAAACCAGUGUUUUUUUUUUUUCUGUAUUUUGCUGUUUCUUGGUUAGGAAUUUGAGCACAAAACCGAGAGAAAGAAAAUCUGGUUCAAGAUGAAGGUUCAUGAGAAAGGAUCUCAUGCUCAUCAACCUGCUGAGGAGGAUAGAAUGGUAACAAGGAAACAGAAGGCAGAGAGCAAAGGGCACGAGGAAGGGCAGUCGCCCAAGAAGGCGAAAUCAGAGAAUGACAAUGACCGGAAUAAUGGAAAAACAACUUCUGGGAUAGCAGCAGAUUUCGACAAGUUCUGUAAAGCUACGAGGGAGCAUCUGUCUAUCGAACAAAUGCGCGGAAUACUUGAAGCAAAUGGCCAAGAUCCUUCUGGUUUGGAUGAUGCUGUUGUCCCCAUAUGCCAAGACAUUCUGUUUUAUGGUCCACUUGCUAACUGUCCAAUAUGUGGUGGCACAUUGGUAUGCAACGGUAAGGAAUAUACCUGCACGGGAGAAUAUAGUGAGUGGUCAAGUUGCACCUAUACGACUAAGAAUCCACCAAGAAGGAAUGAGCCCCUGGAGAUACCUGAAUCUGUUGAGAAGUCUCCGGUUUCUGAUUUGAUAAUAAAGAAACAUCAAGAUUCAAACAGCCGCCCCCAGAGGGAGUUGGCUUUGGCUGAUAAACCAUUUACAGGAAUGGUGAUUUCUCUGUCAGGCCGUCUAAGUCGAACGCAUCAACACUGGAGAUCAAAGAUUGAGAAGCACGGGGGGAAGGUUGCCAACCAUGUUAUUGGGGUCACUUGCCUAGUUGCAUCAUCGGCUGAGCGAGAACGUGGUGGCUCUGGCAAAUUGGCUGAGGCAAUUGAGACGGGGAUACCUGUUGUUAGAGAGGAAUGGUUAAUUGAUAGCAUUGAGAAAAAAGAAGCACAACCCUUGGAUGCUUAUGACAUUGUGAGUGAUCUGGCUGUAGGCGGUAAAGGCAUUCCUUUGGACAAGCAGGACCCAAGCGAAGAGGCAAUCGAGACUAUUGCGGCUGAGCUAAAUGUUUAUGGAAAAAGGGGUGUCCAUAAGGAUACAAAGUUGCAGGAUGAGGGUGGGAAGAUAUUCGAGAAAGAUGGUAUACUGUACAAUUGCGCUUUUACUCUUUGCAAUCAAAAACGAGGAAACAAGGGAAGAAUUGGUGACAUUGAGAGGGCAGAUGAUCAGCUAGACGAAAGGGAAAACAUUGAUAAUGCAAUUAUGGAGUUUGUUAAGAUUUUCGAGGAGGUGACUGGGAAUGAGUUUGAGCCGUGGGAAAGAGAGAGGAAAUUUGAGAAGAAGCCCGGCAAGUUCUAUCCCCUUGACAUGGCCGAUGGUGUGGAAGUUAGGCAUGGGGGAAUUGGCUUUAGGCAACUUGGAUUAGCAGUUGUGCAUAGUAAGCUUGAUCCGAUGGUGGCAAAUUUCAUGAAAAUCUUGUGCAGUCAAGAGAUUUAUAGAUAUGCUUUGACGGAGAUGGGACUAGAUUACCCAGAAUUUCCCAUCGGAAUGCUCUCAGAUGUGCAUUUGAAUAGAUGUAAGAGUUAUCUCCUGGAAUUUGUUGAAAAAUUGAAAUUUAUGGAGGAGUCCGGACCAAAGGCUGAGGCAUUUUGGACUGAUUUCAGCCAAAGAUGGUUUACAGUUUUUCCCUCUACAAGGCCUUUUACAUUCCGUGACUUGGGUGAUCUAGCAGAGCAUGGUGCAGCUGCGUUUGAAACUGUCAGAGACAUUACAGCAGCUUCCUAUGUUAUAGGAGACAUGUCUGAUGGUAUUGUUGAUGAUCCUCUCUUUGAUCGGUAUAAGAAGCUGGGAUGUUCUAUUUCUACUCUUGACAGAGAUUCAAGUGACUACAAAAUGGUAGUAAAUUAUCUUGAGAGGACCUAUGAACCUUAUAAAGUUGGAGAAAUUAAUUACGGCGUCUCUGUUGAGAACAUCUAUGAGGUUGAACCAAGUGCAUGCCCCUCUCUUGAAGAAAUAAAGAAGUUACCAAACAAAAUGCUCCUGUGGUGUGGUUCUCGAAGUUCAAAUCUACUGAGGCACUUGCACAAAGGUUUUCUGCCUGCUGUUUGUUCACUGCCUGCUCCCGGUUAUAUGUUUGGCAGGGCCAUUGUCUGCUCUGAUGCUGCAGCAGAAGCAGCUAGAUAUGGUUUUACAGCUGUUGAUAGACCAGAUGGUUUCCUAGUACUGGCUGUAGCAUCCUUAGGGGAGCAGAUUCUUGAAACUAGUAGCCCACCUGAGGAUACAGAGUCCCUGGAAGAGAAGAAGAAGGGGGUGAAAGGUCUGGGUCGAAAGAAAACCUAUGAAUCAGAACACUUUGUGUGGAAGGAUGACAUCAAGGUGCCUUGUGGCCGCCUAAUUCCCUCGGAGCACAAAGACAGUCUUCUUGAGUACAAUGAGUAUGCUGUCUAUGAUCCACAGCAGGUAAGCAUAAGGUUCUUGGUGGGAGUUAAGUAUGAAGAACAGGAUGUGGAGUACGACGUACAGGAGUAGAGAGAUGAAGCAGAGCAACUUUUUUUGGGAGAGACUUUUGAAAAUAACAGGGCAGGGAAGGUAUGUAGAUAAAUCGCUUCACCUUUCUCGUUUUAGAAACUAGAAAGGGAGUGCUGGAAAGGUUGGUACUUACAUGGGUGGUUGGAGUUCUAAAACUUAAACAAGAAAUGUUGCUGAUGAUUUAUUUUGCUUGCUGUAAUUAUCUCAAACAUCUAAAAGUGUAGUUGUAGGUGAUACAAUCUCUCUAUUUUGUAAUGUUAAACCGGUGGCUUGUUUAUGUGUUUUUUAAAUGAACUGGUCUGAAAGGAACACUAAGAUCCACGAUCAGUUUACGAAUUACUGGAGCUUUUUUAAUGAAAAUGAACUAAAAUUGUCUUUGUAUCCAGUGUUGUAUCCGGAGCAGGACACCGCACAAGACAAUAUGGACUACAAGACAAUAUGGACUAGGGACGUUUGUCUUGGGGCUUGUUUUGAACACACGAUAACCAACUUUGUUGUCCUGGUCUGGAAUGGAAAGAUAUUGCUGAUUACAGGGUUCACAGCCAUAUUGCACAAUACCAUUUGGAUUGUUUCUUCUGUACUACCUAAUGGUGCCUAAUCUGUUCUUUCUGUGAUGUUUAUGUGGGACUUUAAAGAGCCACCGGAAUCUAAAUAAUAAAUACUCAUUCAAGUCGCACAGAUAACUUCGUCUCAAAUCAGGCUGUAAGCUGAAAUAGAAGCGCCUCUAGAGGAAAU
Coffea arabica (coffee) is the source of this 3264-nucleotide messenger RNA. Its product is annotated as protein ADP-ribosyltransferase PARP3. Lineage: Eukaryota; Viridiplantae; Streptophyta; Magnoliopsida; Gentianales; Rubiaceae. Gene Ontology annotation, molecular function: NAD+ poly-ADP-ribosyltransferase activity; zinc ion binding. Gene Ontology annotation, cellular component: nucleolus. Gene Ontology annotation, biological process: protein poly-ADP-ribosylation; double-strand break repair. The record is from RefSeq and is a predicted model, not a curated record.